Medicago truncatula (barrel medic) is the source of this 1534-nucleotide messenger RNA. RefSeq names its product myb-related protein 2. The coding region runs from base 215 to 1408 and encodes 397 amino acids. The record is from RefSeq and is a predicted model, not a curated record. The transcript has 8 exons. Gene Ontology annotation, molecular function: DNA-binding transcription factor activity; DNA binding. Lineage: Eukaryota; Viridiplantae; Streptophyta; Magnoliopsida; Fabales; Fabaceae.
UAUUCCAUUCCUCACAAGGUCCCUCUCCUAAGUGCAUUUUCUUUAUAAAGAGAAAGAUAUCUAUGAGUGCAACUAACACUUAUUAAGAUUUUUUUUUUUUGUCUAGAAGAAAAAAGGAUGCAAGAGUUGUAGAAACUUGCACAAUUUGAGUUGAAACCCUAAGGAAGUGCUCUUGAAGAUUUUAGAACAAUCUAAUCACACUUGUCAACAGAGAAUGUACUACCAUCAUCAUCAUCAGCAGCAGCAACAAGCAAGGAACAUGCAUGCUUUGAGGAUGCACAUGCAAGGAGGAGGAAAUGGAAGUUCAGAUUCAGGACUUGUUCUUUCAACUGAUGCUAAGCCAAGACUAAAAUGGACACCAGAUCUUCAUGAACGUUUCAUUGAAGCAGUCAAUCAACUUGGUGGAGCAGAUAAAGCUACACCAAAAACAGUUUUGAAACUUAUGGGAAUUCCUGGACUUACAUUAUACCAUUUAAAGAGUCACCUACAGAAAUACAGGAUCAGUAGAAGCAUGAAUGGACAAACAAAUACUGGCAGCAGUAAAAUUGCACCAACUUCAGAAGUAGUGACAAGCAGAAUGUCAGAAUCAAGUGGAAUUCAUAUGAAAGAUUUAAACAUAGGACUCCAAACAAACAAAAAUUCAGAUAUAAAUGAAGCAUUAAAUAUGCAAAUUGAAGUGCAAAGAAGAUUACAUGAGCAGCUUGAGGUACAACGACACUUACAACUACGGAUAGAGGCUCAAGGGAAGUACCUUCAAUCAGUGCUUGAAAAAGCUAAGGAAACACUAGGAAGACAAAAUUUAGGAGCUAUGGGACUUGAUGCUGCAAAGGUUCAACUAUCUGAAUUAGCAUCAAGAGUAUCCACUGAAAACCUUGAUUCCAAAUUUUCAGAACUAAAAGAAAUGAAUGUACUUUGGGCUCAACAAACACAAGAAGGUGAGACCAUUGAUUAUUCAAUGGGGAGUUUCUUAACCAAUAGUGAGGACUCUCAAAGAGACCAAGAAAUACAUAACAAGAGCAUGAAUUUUAGAGCAUAUAAUGGCACAUUGUGUGAAGAAGUGAAGGAGAAUAUGAUGUUUCUUUCCUCAUCAAAUGAUAAAGUACUAAAGGGAUCGGAUGAAGUACCAGAAAGGACGUCAAGCCUCUUGUCUAUGAAUAUAGGAGUUCAUGAAGAAGAAAACUUUUGGCGGAGAAAUAUUUCAAAGGAAGAUUUAGAGGGUGAAGAAUGGAAAAGAAGAAAAAGUAUUGACACUAGUGGAGUGCAACUUAAACUUAAUAGUGACAAAAUUUCUCAAGAUUAUAGACUAGCAAACUUUGAUAUGAAAUUAGACUUGAAUUCCCAUGAUGACAAUGGUGCUUCUUCUCACAGCCAAAAAUUUGACUUGAAUGGUUUCAGCUGGAAUUGCUAGGACAUUUAGCUGGAAUAUUUUGCAUCUUGUUUUUGGAACAAAUUUGACAAUAACUUAGUUGAACAGAAUAAAUUGCUCUCCAAUUGCUACAGAUUGUAGUGUAGAAUUAAUUAUGUAUGGAUUUAA